Messenger RNA from Eurytemora carolleeae, 705 nucleotides. RefSeq lists its product as uncharacterized. The record is from RefSeq and is a predicted model, not a curated record. NCBI's taxonomy places the organism in Eukaryota, Metazoa, Arthropoda, Copepoda, Calanoida, Temoridae. The transcript is spliced from 6 exons. The coding region runs from base 16 to 690 and encodes 224 amino acids.
UUUAAAUGAAUAUAGAUGAAAGAUAAGAUUGUUAAAUCUGUAUGGUAUUGGCAGAAUGGAUUAGAGAGACCGUUGACCGCCAACGAGAGCAGAGAGCUGGCGAGGGAAUGGCGGGCUAGACAAGGGGUGACAGGAGUGGAGGAGGUGAAUUAUACAGACCAGGAAUAUGAAGAUAGUUCAGACUGUGAGGGACUUCCGGUCGAAGUCCCUAAAGUUAAUAGAUACAGACGACGAGGUCCGCGACGAGUGACUGCUAGUAGUGAGGAAGGAUCAACGGAUGAUACUGAAUCUUUAUCUGAUAGUUCAGAUAGUGCAGACGAGGAGAUUAGAGAGAUUGAGAGAAGAGAUAAUAAUCCCUUUAACACUAUGUCAAUACCAAAGAUAAUUGUUGAGCCUAACUCCCCACUAGUCAAUAGAAAAGAUCCACCCUCAAAGUAUAUUCAUCAAGCUGUUCCACUGACAGGACCAACACCACCAGGUACUGCUCUGUACAAGCCUAGUCUGACCAGUUUAUCUAAAUAUCAGUACAUAAAACAAUUUAUAUUAUUAAUUAUGUACUGUAAAGGUACUGCUCUGUACAAGCCUAGUCUGACCAGUUUAUCUAAAUAUCAGUACAUAAAACAAUAUAUAUUAUUAAUUAUGUACUGUAAAGGUACUGCUCUGUACAAGCUUAGUUUGACCAGUUUAUAAAUAUCAGUAAUUAAA